This is a messenger RNA of Malus domestica (apple), 866 nucleotides long. RefSeq names its product mediator of RNA polymerase II transcription subunit 15a-like. Gene Ontology annotation, molecular function: chromatin DNA binding; transcription coactivator activity. The record is from RefSeq and is a predicted model, not a curated record. NCBI's taxonomy places the organism in Eukaryota, Viridiplantae, Streptophyta, Magnoliopsida, Rosales, Rosaceae.
AUUCUCGUUUGCAGAAGAGUUAUUUGGCAUGGCAAGAUAAGGCCUUUGGAACAAAAAAUAUGAAACGGUGCAGAAGUACAUCGCCAAUUAAUGUUGAUGCCUCAGCAACUGGAAGUAUCUAUGAUAGUUCAAGGCUGAGUGAUACGGAGAUAUUUGACUUGGAAUCAACUGCAAUAUCUUAUAUCAAAAGGCCUAGGAUUGAGGUGAAUCAAACCCUGUUUGAAGAAAUUACAGCAAUUAACCACCAACUAAUAGACACUGUAUUAGAUGUCAGUGACGAAGAUACCCCUCCAACAGUAGUCUCAGCUCAAUUUAGAGGUGGUCAAGGAACCAUUGUCCGGUGCUCCUUCAUUCCCGUGACCAUCGAUCCCAGUCUGAGGUCACAGCACCCUUCAGCUCAAAUGCUUCCAAUCCAGCCUUUACGAUUGCUUGUUCCUGCAAAUUAUCCAUUGUGCUCUCCCAUAUUUCUAGACAAGUUGAGAGUGGAAGUCGGUGAUGAGCUAGAAGAUUUUUCAGCAAAGGUAAAAUCAAAGCUGAAUAUGUCGCUCCGGAGGCUGAUGGAACCCUUGUCACUUGGGGAGAUAGCAAGGACGUGGGACAUUUGUGUGCGAGCGGUUGUCGCAGAAUAUGCAGAGCAGAAUGGGGGAGGAAACUUGAGUUCCAAGUAUGGAGGGUGGGAAGACUGUAUGAGUGCUGCUUGAGCAAUUAAUUUUGUGCCUGUUCAGAUUCUAGGCUAAGUGUACAGAUUCUGGAUGAUUGUAAUCUAUUUAUUUGUGUUCUUGAUGAGGAUUCCUCUCUUCUUUUUCAUGUGUUUUCAACUUUUUACCUUUUGGUAAUUUAAAUUAAGUGUUGCUGAUUAUGUCACA